Messenger RNA from Rotaria sp. Silwood1, 893 nucleotides. The record is from the annotation of a GenBank genome assembly. NCBI's taxonomy places the organism in Eukaryota, Metazoa, Rotifera, Eurotatoria, Philodinida, Philodinidae.
AUGAUUAAUGCUCGAUCAAUAUAUGAAGAUAAUAUUAAUAGAUCGAUCUAUGAUCCUUUUAAUGAUGUUGAUCGAAAUCUACUCGUUACUCUUGCUAGUUAUCGUCAUCGAUUUGAGAGAUCAAUGAACUUUAAAAAGUUACAAUGGACAUUUACUAAUUUAAAUAGUACAGCGUUAUGUGAUGCCUGUGAUCUUUUUGUACCUGAGAUGCGUGCACUUAUCAAAAUUAAUCGAUCAGAUUUAAUUGAUGAUGUUGCCAUUCGAUUUUGUAAAUACUAUAAAUUACUUGAUCAAAAUGUUUGCUUAGGAGCUGUAAACGAAUAUAAAAAUGUUAUAAUAGAAGUGCUUUCCAUGUCUCCUCUUACAAAUAAAGAACUUUGUUCAUUAGCAUUUGAAUGUCAAGCACCACCAUAUUUCCCUAUAGUUAGUUGGAAUGUAACAUUUCCUGACAAACCAAAACCAACGCCGCGUCCACCACAACCUCCUGCGCCAGCAACACCAAAACUAAAUGUUCUUCAUUUAUCUGAUAUUCAUAUCGAUUUUGCCUACAAACCAGGAUCUCAAGCAGAUUGUUCUCAACCAUUAUGUUGCAGAGCAGGUCAACCCGUACCUGGUCAUAUAGGCGCUGGUUUCUGGGGUGACUAUCGAAAUUGUGAUAUUCCAUAUUGGACUGCCGAAUCGAUAUUAAAAUAUGCUGCUGAAUUAGAAAAUGUAAUUAUAAUUUUUCUAAUAGCUAAGGAGCUGCGUAUCGACAUUUUUGUAGACGAGUAGUUCCCUCAUACUAUUAAUACUAUCAGCAUGUGAUUGUUCUAUUUUUCAAAGAUUGAUUUUAUCUACUAUACGGGGGAUUUACCAGCUCAUAAUGUUUGGAAUCAAUCUCGUACUGAUCAACU